UAUACAACCACCCAUUAGGACAUCACAGGACAGAGAAACUAUAGAGAGGCUGGUAUAUCUUAUACUGGAAGGACUGUGGAGAGGGGCACCUUAGUGGGCCUCAAAGCAUGGGGAAGAUGUGGGACAUCAGAUGGGAGACCAGGCAAUGUGGUCAUUGAGCGGUAUGGCAUAGGCAGGCAUGCGUGUGGAACAGGGUGUCAUGGGGGGCACGCAGUAAAGAGCAGACAACACAGUCAGGCCAGGAGGCUGGAGGGUGAGCAGAACCCUAUUGUCAGGUGCCUAAAACCAAGAAACUCAGGUUUGGUCUAAAGGCCAUUAGUGGGAAGGGGCUGACAGUGAUGAGGGGCCACUCCUGGGCCCAACCUUGUCAGCCUGAGAGUGGUCUAGCUGGCCCACGCUACCCUCACCUGACACCUGCUUCCUACCUCUGGCUUCUACUUUGCAGGUGUGUAUCAGGUGUACACAGACCAGGUAGAGGUCUAUGGAGAGGGCUGCAGGGAGGGGGUGCCAGGCAGGGCUAGAGCAACAAGGGCAGAGGCUACACUGAACCCAGGUCCUAAUGGUCCCCCAGGCUGGGGCUGGGUGGCCUAUGUGAACCCCAGGGGCACAGCCAGGACAUGGGGGCUCAUCAGAGGGGCAGUCUGAGCUCAGCGGGAAAGGCCUUCUCUGUCAGAGUUGUCCCAGGACCACUGGACAUGGCUGGGGAAGAGUGAGUUCCCCAGUGUCGGAGGUGUGCAAGCAGAGGGCAGGGCCAUCGUCCUCAAAGCUCCCAGAUCCAGCUCCCUGCCCGCCUGCCAUGUUCCUGCCAGCUGCCUCCCCACUGAGCCCUUUACCACCUUCCUGACUCACACGGCCGGUUCUGCCACCGCCCAGGAGCCAGUGCCCAAGGGGCUGGGUAUAAAUCCUUGAUGUGAGGCUGGCUACCUCUCAUCGCUUCCGAGCACGGAGCAAUGGCCUCUCGCUGGGCUGUGCAGCUGCUGCUCCUGGCAGCCUGGAGCAUGGGCUGUGGUGAGGCCCUCAAGUGCUACACCUGCCAGCAGCCCAUGACCAGUGCUUCCUGCAGGACCAUUACCCGCUGCAAGCCGGAGGACACAGCCUGCAUGACCACGCUGGUGACGGUGGAGGCAGAGUACCCCUUCAACCAGAGUCCCGUGGUGACCCGCUCCUGCUCCCGCUCCUGUAUGGCCACCGACCCUGACAGCAUCGGGGCCGCCCACCUGAUCUUCUGCUGCUUCCGAGACCUCUGCAACUCGGAACUCUGAACCCAGGGCAGCAGGGCAGAAGGUGCUCCUCAGGCACCUCCUCUCUGACGGGGCCUGGCUCCACCUGUGAUCACCUCCCACUGCUUCCUGCUGCUGUGGCACAGCUCACUCAUGGGGUCUGAGGGGAGAGGACCACACCAGGGGUGCCCUCUGCCUUCCAUACCCCACACUUAUAAAACAUAACUAAGCCAAGA
Messenger RNA from Nomascus leucogenys (northern white-cheeked gibbon), 1456 nucleotides. RefSeq names its product secreted LY6/PLAUR domain containing 1 (gene SLURP1). Gene Ontology annotation, molecular function: acetylcholine receptor inhibitor activity. Lineage: Eukaryota; Metazoa; Chordata; Mammalia; Primates; Hylobatidae. The record is from RefSeq and is a predicted model, not a curated record.